AUGACUCGACGACACGGACACAAAUACUCAAGUUCGGGAGCGGAUACUACUGCCGAAGAAUCCCUCUCCAAAUUCAUCGGAAAGAAACGCAAGGCCAGUCGCAAUCAUCAGGAGCCAGCAUUUCCUUCGCCUUCUCCGAGUGAUCAUGAAGAUUUUGAGUUCUUCGGUUCAGAGGUCCCUACUUCAUGUUCGGACGGCGAUGAAUCAGGGGAAGAUUCACGCUCGCCUGUCAGGUCAGCAAAAAGCUCUUCGCAAAAGCACCGCAGAAUAUCUAAGGACAAGUCCAAGAGAUUUGGUUCUGACAAGCGUCGCUCUUCGGCCAGAGGAACGUCUGUAUCACUCAGGACUCAUAUCAAGACCUACGCUAUCUGGACCUUUGAGACACUGAGACCUCUCAACUUCUUCGGCCUCUCGGGCUGGGCUUUGUUGCUUGCUUCACUCUCGCUCCUGUCUCUUAUGGUCUGGAUUUUUCCCUUGGUCCAAUCGUGCUGGGCAAUCAUCACUUGGGUUUUCGGAGUACUGAGCUGGGUGCUAAGGAUUCCAAAGACACUGAUCACCAGCAUAUGCGGCAUUCCAGGUGUAUCCUUCAUAGCGGCCUGUACUUCAUACUCAAAUCGUCCAGUCAGGCAGAGUCACGCAUUCUAUCUCUGUCAGCUUCCGGGUGCCUCCUUGGUCAUGAAUUGCAACACGCUUUACCCAACUCCGGCAUCGGUUACUCAUGUUGGAAGAAAUCUUGAUCAUCCCUCUGAUGGUAUCAAGGAGCUUACCAAAAACCCUGAAGAGUUCUUCGAAGCAUCAAAGCUUCUCGCCGAAUUCAGAAGAGAUCUAGCUCCUCUUGCAAUCGGAUUACCCUACGGUACUAUCCAGCUUCUUAUUAAAGAGGUCAACCAGGUCAUCGUUGCACUUCAAAGAUAUGAUGCCGAUCAUGACUCGCUGUUACGUUCUGUACACAGAACUAUAACUGCGCUGGUUACCAGCUAUGCCGAGCUACCGAAGAGGCGAUGGUACAGUUCGUGUCUCGAUUUAAUUCGUGACUCGCCUCGCGUCAUGUUUCAACGCAGUGUUGCCUUUGCUUUCCAAGAGUGGACUAUCAGUCUUAGUGAUCUGCAAAGAAAACUGGGGAUCUUGAUCAAUGCUUGUGAGGACAUGCGCGAGCAGAUACAGGUUCUCAAUGUCGAAGCAAACAGCGGUCUACGCUCAGAAACCGAACAGCAAGGAUUUUGGAUGCACCAGUCCAAUAUCCCGUUGACCUCUAAACAAUCUGCUUCUGCAAAUCUGAUCCGAAAGCACGAGAAAAUACUCGAAGUGAUUGAGAAAGCAAGUCCGCUACUGGUAGCCACCAACAGCAAUGUCGAGUCUGCGCUUACGGCGAUUAGAUCAGCCCAUGAUAAAGCCACUGUUGACCUACUGGUUCUCUUCAGCCCUCUAAGGGCGACAUCGGUUGACGUCACACUAGGACUAGUCCUUGAGGAUUUGAAGAUUACCAUGAACAACGCCCGAUUUGCUGGAAUCCACAGGGCUGAUAUACGCGCCAGUAUCGAAGGCGGAUCAUGA
Aureobasidium pullulans EXF-150 is the source of this 1554-nucleotide messenger RNA. RefSeq lists its product as uncharacterized. The record is from RefSeq and is a predicted model, not a curated record. Bases 1 to 1554 code for a protein of 517 amino acids. The transcript has a single exon. Lineage: Eukaryota; Fungi; Ascomycota; Dothideomycetes; Dothideales; Saccotheciaceae.